Dovyalis caffra is the source of this 471-nucleotide messenger RNA. NCBI's taxonomy places the organism in Eukaryota, Viridiplantae, Streptophyta, Magnoliopsida, Malpighiales, Salicaceae. The record is from the annotation of a GenBank genome assembly.
GCUCUGGGGCUUGUGGCCUGGGGUCAGUGGCUCAGGUCGAGGGCCGAGGGUCGAGUGGCCGAGUGGCCUGAGGCUUCAGGUGUGGCCGAGGGCCGAGGGUCGAGGGCCUGUGGCUCGAGGGCCGAGGGCCGAGGGCUCAGUGGCUCAGUGGCUCAGGCUCUGUGGCCGAGUGGCCGAGGUCGUGGCUCAGGGCCUGAGGGUCGAGUGGCCGAGGGCCGAGGGCCGAGGGCUCGAGGGCUCGGGUGGCCGAGGGCCGAGGGCUCGAGGCUCUCGAGGCUCAGGGCCUGGUGGCCGAGGCCGAGGCUCGAGGCUCGGGGCUCAGUGGCCUCAGGCCGGCUCGAGUGGGUCCGAGUGGCCUCGGGCCUAGGGCUCGAGGGCUCGAGGGCUCAGGGCCUAGGCCCGGGGCCCGGGGGCUCGGGCUCAGGGCUCAGUGGCCUGGGCCUAGGCUCAGGGCCUGGGGCUCAGGGCUAG